Angiostrongylus costaricensis is the source of this 1047-nucleotide messenger RNA. NCBI's taxonomy places the organism in Eukaryota, Metazoa, Nematoda, Chromadorea, Rhabditida, Metastrongylidae. The record is from the annotation of a GenBank genome assembly.
GUUCUUCAGACAAUGUCUAAUGAGACGUGUGAACAUUGGCAGAGUUUGUUCAGUCGAAUCAAUCACUACUUUCGUGAUGAUAUUGUGUUGAAUGGUACCGAACAUGCCUCAAAAGAAUUUGGCUACGCAAUUACUACCUCCUACCUUGUUGUGAUAAUCUUCGGAGCUUGUGGUAAUUUCCUCACAAUGGUCGUCGUCGUCCUAAAUCCAAGCAUGCGAACUACUCGCAACUUUUUCAUCUUUAAUCUAGCUCUCUCCGAUUUUUUUGUUUGUACUGUAACAGCUCCAAUGACACUGUACACAGUAUUGUAUAUGUUCUGGCCGUUCGGUACAGCUUUGUGUAAAAUCGCUGGCUCACUCCAAGGGUUCAAUAUAUUUCUAUCUACUUUCUCUAUUGCAGCCAUAGCGCUUGAUAGAUAUGUACUGGUAAUCUUUCCCACGAAACGUGAACGGCAACAUAACUUGUCACUAAUGUUCUUCGUAUUCAUAUGGGUUUUAUCGUUGAUACUCGCUGUACCACUUCUUAUCGCUUCCGAUCUUAAUACCAUAUACGAGGACCCGUCGUGUGGAAUCUCUCUCCGAAUAUGUCACGAGCAAAACGAUAUUUGGCAAACGAUGAUGAUCUCCAAGCAGACAUACACGUUGUCAGUACUAGUGACGCAGUACGCCUUUCCAUUGUUCUCCUUGGUCUUUGCAUACAGUAGAAUCGCACAUCGCAUGAAAUUGCGAUUUGCCAAUCGCAAUUUACCACUUCCAAAUUCGCUCGAACAAAAUCAACGAAGGAGGUCAGUGGUGGAGCGGCAACGUCGUACUCACUUUCUUCUAAUGUGCGUAGUGGCGGUUUUCGCUAUCGCAUGGUUACCACUGAACGUUUUCCACAUUGUGAACACGUUCGAGUGGGUCUCGUUGUUCUCCGUGUCGACAUUCGCAAUUUGUCAUGUUGCAGCGAUGUGCUCUGCAUGUCUGAAUCCACUCAUAUACGCCUUCUUCAACCAUAAUUUUCGAAUAGAAUUUAUCGCUUUGUUCGAAAAACUGAGACUUCGGUGA